Molecule: messenger RNA, 1122 nt
Organism: Sapajus apella (tufted capuchin)
Lineage: Eukaryota; Metazoa; Chordata; Mammalia; Primates; Cebidae
Gene: HCST
Product: hematopoietic cell signal transducer
Exons: 4
Coding region: 733-1008 (91 amino acids)
Biological process (GO): positive regulation of phosphatidylinositol 3-kinase/protein kinase B signal transduction; regulation of immune response
Cellular component (GO): membrane
Molecular function (GO): signaling receptor binding; phosphatidylinositol 3-kinase binding
Source: RefSeq, a predicted model, not a curated record
UUCAAGAUGCCAUGUUCUCCGGGGUCUCCUCCCUUACUCCCUCCUCCUUCUCCAUUUCCCUGGCAAGGUUCCUCCCCUUCCCCCAUUCAGUGUGUGUUGGGAUGGGGGCGGGAUCCUGUCUGCACUCACUUCCUUGGUGAUCUCACCCAGUCUUUCAGCUUUAAAUACCAUCCAUAAGCCAUCAACCCCCAAAUUUACAUUUCCAGACCAGCCUUAUCCCUUGAACUACUAAAUGCAGUGAGGUCAUUCAGCAUCUCCACAGGGAGAUUAUCAGGCAUUUCCAACUCCCUGUGCCCAAACCUCGGCACUUUCCCCGCAAACCCACUUCCCCUCCUUUCCUCUCUGCCAAUGGACGCUUCAUCUUCUCAGCGUUUCGGGCCAGAAGGCUUGGCUGUCCUGGAUCCCUCUCAAACACUCACAUCCACUUCAUCAGUAAACGUCGUUGGCCCUACCUUCAAAAUAUUUCGAGAUCUCCCUAGCCAGCACACCCUGGGCCACCUGUCAUUCCCACUUGGAGCAGCACAGCAGCCUCCCUGGUCUCUCUGACCCUCCCUCUGAGUUAGUUCACCAAAGGCAACAACAGAGACACCCCCUCAACACGCACAGGAAGUAGAUGGUCUUGACACCAGCAGGGUGACAUCCGCUAUUGCUACUUCUCUGCUACCUAACGGUUCCUCGGGACUUCUCUGGACCACAGUCCUCUGCCAGACCCCUGCCAGACACCAGCCCAUCAUGGUCCUUCUGGGUCACAUCCUCUUCCUGCUUUUGCUCCCAGUGGCUGCAGCUCAAACGACCCCAGGUGAGAGAUCCCUCCCUGCCUUUUAUCCCAGCACUUCAGGCUCCUGUUCCGGAUGUGGGCCCCUCUCUCUGCCGCUCCUGGCAGGGCUCGUGGCGGCUGACGCGGUGGUAUCACUGCUCAUCGUUGGGGCGGUGUUCCUGUGCGCCCGCCCACGCCGCAGCCCCGCCCAAGAUGGCAAAGUCUACAUCAACAUGCCGGGCAGGGGCUGACCCUCCUGCAACUCAGACCUCUGCCUUCUGACCCUCUCAUCCUGGAUGGUGUGUGGUGGCGCAGGAACCUCCCGCCCCAACUUUUGGGUUAAAAUAAAGCAAUUGAAAUACCUG